AAAUAUCAAAGGAGGAAAUAUCUUUGGACGUGCUUUUGUGGACUUUUGUCGUUGACGGUAACUGAAGAAAAAGUCAAGCCUAAACGAUCAACCCCGGCUCGUCCUGAAUCAAUAUCAGCAGAAAGAAUACGAUCAUGCAAAGAAGUCUUCGACGAUUUGCUAACAGACACAAUUAUCAAUGUUGCGCUUACUUGCUUUUUCUUGGGAGUGUCUCAACAUUUUGGCUGGAAUGGAUCGUUUGAUGGCCUUCUGCACGGCUGCUUCGAGAUGUUCCUGCAUAUUGCAACCAUGAUUUAUCUUCUGAAGCCUGCGCUGAUUGUCGGCAAAUAUGUUGGAACUUUUGUGCUAUUUGGAGAAAAAGCGGCCUGCACAAAGAACAAAUGCAACACUGUCGACACGAACAUGACGAAGGUUAGCAAGAUGUUCUGCCCGAUGAUAAUGGGAGACAGAAAGAAGCUCUUGAUCCUAUUUUUCUGGUACAUUGUGGCUGGAAGGAUUGCUUACACAAGCAUUACCCGUCAUAGCACUCUUGCUCCUUUCGGUUAUUGGUACAUGGUCGUAUUGACUCUCAAGACUUUAUAUCAAGUUGCCAUGCGACAGUUUAUGCAUCAGUGGGAAGAAACAUCAAGAGAAUCUGGCAAGAUUUCUGCAGCCUAGAUGCUUCAACAUUAGUGUGCCUUCGAUUUUGAGGAAUUUUGCUCCUCAAGAACUUGUGACUGUUGUAUGUGAAUAAUACUUUAAGGAUUACU
Messenger RNA from Guillardia theta CCMP2712, 749 nucleotides. RefSeq lists its product as hypothetical. The record is from RefSeq and is a predicted model, not a curated record. Bases 268 to 657 code for a protein of 129 amino acids. The transcript has 6 exons. Lineage: Eukaryota; Cryptophyceae; Pyrenomonadales; Geminigeraceae.